Molecule: messenger RNA, 3075 nt
Organism: Venturia canescens
Lineage: Eukaryota; Metazoa; Arthropoda; Insecta; Hymenoptera; Ichneumonidae
Gene: hoe1
Product: hoepel1
Exons: 17
Coding region: 175-2637 (820 amino acids)
Biological process (GO): transmembrane transport
Cellular component (GO): membrane
Source: RefSeq, a predicted model, not a curated record
GAGAGCUUAGUUCUGUGCCGUCUGUGCUACAGAGCAGUAAUUCUAACAACGUCGUUAAUUCUGAGCAUCGAAACUUCGUUAGGAACUUCCAGAACAGUUUUAUGGCGAAAGCCAUAGUUUAGAAGUGAAGAGGAAUAAAAUUGAGGCGAGGAAGCACGGACACGAAAACUCGAAAUGGGAAGCGAUUUGAGCGACGAUGAAGAUGUUCUCAAAACUCCAAAGUUCGCUCGAAGAAGCUCCAGAUUUAGCAUCACACAGUCUACACCAGGAACGGGCUCGUCGUUGAUGGGCUCGGUAAUUCUCGGCCCAAUUUCGGACGAAGUUCUCCGAAUAUGGUGUCAGCUUCCGGAGUGUAUUCGUCUCGAUCCGAGUUUAGGAGCGAUACAACGCGAAUAUGAGAGGAUCGCGCUCACUGCAGGACACUCACGAUCUCUUUGCGGGCCAAAGCCGGAGGACACCGUUGUCGUAAACAUGUCGAUAACCGCUCAUCAGUCGCCAUCAACAAAGAUCAAAGGCGCAGCAGCCGAACUAGGAAACGACCUCGGCGCUCAUGGUCGGAGUUAUCAAAACCGCAGCCCUGUUUAUCGCUACUCGAAAUUAGUGUUACUCAUCUGUUGCUGGAUCACAUUUACUGUUGUUUUGAUGGCCAAAGGUCCGAAGGUUCCAAACAUGUCGGACGUCGUAGUUUCGCAUGGUCGAAUAGAAAGUUACCCAAUUCCGGAAGAUCCGACGAGUGCUCGCGUGAGCAUCAUGCUCGAGGGUCCAUUUAUAGCGGGGUCCGAUGGUCACAUAAAAACCAGUGGAACGACGCCUCGGUUGAUCGUCUGGCUGGAGGCGACGGGAGGGCGAGCGAUGAGCGACAAUGCAUCUGUCAAAAGCCACCAGAACCUUCGAUGCUCGAUGAAUUCUACGGAAGAGUGGAUCGUGCCGAUUUUCCCGGUCGACGCGAUCGACUUGGCGCCCAUUACGGAGCAGACAAGAAUCUUCGAAUUGAAGAAUCUCACCGACGAAUGCAGCGCAAGUUCGAAGCAAAGCAUCGUCGUUAAGGUGGCCACCGAUUUACCUACGAACUUGUCGAUCUCGAUCGCUUACGAUCUUUUCCCUUCGAAUGUCGAGGACGGAAUCGCCUACGGAGCUUGCGUUCUCGUCGGUCUUUACAUCGUCAUUAUAUUUGAGGUCAUUCACCGAGCUUUGGCAGCCAUGAUGGCUUCGACGAUGUCCAUCGCCAUUUUGACUGCUUUCGACGCGCGACCCUCGAUGGCGGAGCUCAUAUCUUGGAUCGACAUCGACACCCUCCUCCUUCUGUUCUCGAUGAUGAUACUCGUCGCCAUUUUUGCUGAGACAGGAAUAUUCGACUACGCAGCAGUCUACGCGUUCAAAGUAACCGGUGGGAAACUGUGGCCGUUGAUCAACAUCCUCUGUUUCUUCACUGCCUUCAUUUCAUCCUUCCUCGACAACGUGAGCACCGUUUUGCUCAUGACCCCCGUGACCAUAAGGCUCUGCGAAGUUAAGCAACUGAAUCCUGUGCCGAUCCUGACGGCUAUGAUUGUUUUUUCUAAUAUCGGAGGAGCCGCGACGCCUGUCGGGGAUCCACCGAACGUCAUAAUUGCGUCGAACCGAGAUGUCGCCGCUGCGGGCGUAACCUUCGGCACUUUCACGCUGCACAUGGGAACGGGAGUGGUGAUCGUCCUCGCUGUCGUUUACGCCCAACUGCGAUUUAUCUUCCGAGACGUUUCGGUUUUGACGUUCGACGAGCCUCAAGACGUCCAGGAACUGCGCCACGAAAUCGCCGUUUGGCAGCGAGCUGCCUGCAGCCUCUCAAGUUACAGCAAAGAGGAAAAUCUCGUGCGUUCGACUCUCGUGAAAAAAAUUCAUCGGUUGAGCGCACUGCUCGAAAAAAAAUUACUCACCGGAAGCGUCGCUAUGGAAAAGUACAAAACUACCCUCGAGGAACUUCAGGAAAAGUACCCAAUCACGAACCGAUCGCUCCUCAUCAAAUCAAGCAUCGCCCUCACUUUCGUCAUUCUUCUAUUUUUCCUUCACAACCUGCCCAGCUUGCAUCUCUCCCUUGGCUGGAUCGGCCUUCUCGGCGUUCUCUUGCUCCUGGUCCUCGCUGAUUUUCAGGAUAUCGAAGCCAUCCUUGCCAGAGUCGAGUGGAGCACUCUACUGUUUUUCGCCUCCUUGUUUGUCCUCAUGGAAGCUCUUUCAAAAUUGGGGCUAAUCACAUGGGUCGGACAGCUAACGGAAAAUGUGAUUUUCACUGUUAGCGAAGAAUCGCGUCUCGGCGUUGCGAUUAUUUUGAUUUUAUGGGUUUCGGCGUUGGUCAGUGCUUUCGUGGACAACGUGCCAUUGGCAACGAUGAUGGUCAGAAUUUCAACGAAUUUGGCGAACAACGAAAAGCUCAAUUUGCCACUUCAACCGUUGGUUUGGGCCCUCGCCUUUGGGGCUUGUCUCGGAGGCAACGCCACUCUCAUUGGAGCGACCGCUAACGUUGUUUGCGCCGGAGUCGCUGAACAGCACGGUUAUCGAUUUUCGUUCGUUAAAUUUUUCAAGGUUGGUUUUCCUAUAAUGGUUUCGAGCACAGCAACCAUAACGGUAUAUUUGAUCGUGUGCCACGUAGUCUUCGAUUGGAACUGAUCGCUUUCGAGAAAACAACCAAAAGUGAUGUGCUACAUAUUUGUUUCAGAAUUCUGCUUUAUCGACGACCGAAUAGAUUUUUCCACCUGAUGAAAUUGUGGCUCUACCUGGCGCAGUAUGCUGCGAUCAAUCGAGUUCCUGCACGCGACGUCGUUUUCUGUCGGAUGGUACUGUCGAGUCUCCUCAAUUUAUAGACGAUAAAAAAAAACGAAUUUUGACAUUAAUUCGAGGAGGAAAAAUCAAAAAUCGUUUUUUAACCGAGGCAAUAAUUCUUCUCAAGGAAUUUUACAUAUUUUAAUAUAUUUGCCACAAAAAAUACCCUCGAAAUUGGAAACCCUGCUGAAAAAUCGUACACCAACAUCCUCGUAUUUCCAUACAAAAACCAUGAUCGGUGGAAGGUUCAAAAAAUCAAUUUAAGGCGGUAAAAUAUGUAAGAAA